Molecule: messenger RNA, 3535 nt
Organism: Centropristis striata (black sea bass)
Lineage: Eukaryota; Metazoa; Chordata; Actinopteri; Perciformes; Serranidae
Gene: gopc
Product: golgi-associated PDZ and coiled-coil motif containing
Exons: 9
Coding region: 290-1624 (444 amino acids)
Biological process (GO): negative regulation of protein localization to cell surface
Cellular component (GO): trans-Golgi network transport vesicle; Golgi apparatus; membrane
Molecular function (GO): transmembrane transporter binding
Source: RefSeq, a predicted model, not a curated record
AAAAGAACGAGGAAGAAGAAGCGGCUCACUCUGCUAUCGACUACUUUUCACUGAUCACAGAUACAUUCGUAAGCCUGAUGUGGGACUUCCUGCUUUUCACAAGAACCAGAAUUAGUCAGGCUUCUCUCCGAUAAUCCAAUACGCAAUCUACUCAGGUUUCAACGUUAUUUUGACUGUGUUGUUUUCGCAGCGGCCACCUGAGAGAGGAUUGCUUAACGACAUCAAAGUUAGCGUUAGCUAGGGUUAGUGAGCUGACGUUAACGGAGGGCUCUGCUGUGCUCUACUAGCCAUGUCCGCCUCGGCAGGAUGCUCCCCGGCGGGGCAGAGCUCGGGCCUCGGCCCCGGGAUGUCCAUGUUUCGCUGGCUGGAGGUGCUGGAGAAAGAGUUUGACAAGGCUUUCGUGGACGUGGAUCUGCUGCUCGGAGAAAUAGACCCAGAUCAAGUGGAUAUUACAUACGAGGGUCGGCAGAAGAUGACCAGCCUGAGCUCCUGCUUCGCUCAGCUCUGCCACAAAACCCAGACGGUCUUCCAACUCAACCAUAAACUGGAGGCUCAGCUGGUGGACCUGCGUUCUGAGCUGACUGAUUCUAAGGCUGAGCGAAAAGUGAUAGAAAGGGAGGUCCAUGAUCAACUCCUGCAGCUUCAUGCUCUCCAGCUGCAGCUUCAUGCCAAGCAAGGCCAGACUGAGGACUCUGACGGCAUCAAAGACAGAUUGCCUGCACCAACAAUGGACGACAUGGAACAGGAGCUGGAAGUCAGCAAGAAGGAGAAACUAGCAGAGGCCAGGUUGGAUGCAGAAGUGAGACUAUUUAAGAAGGAAAAUGAGGCCCUCCGCAGACACAUGGCAGUACUGCAGGCCGAGGUGUACGGAGCCAGACUGGCUGCCAAAUACCUGGACAAAGAGCUGGCUGGCAGGGUGCAGCAGAUCCAGUUACUGGGCCGUGACAUGAAGGGGCCAGCGCACGACAAGCUGUGGAACCAGCUGGAGGCAGAAAUUCACCUUCACCGCCAUAAGACUGUGAUCCGAGCAUGUCGGGGUCGCAACGAUCCCAAGAAACCUCUCCCCUCUCCUGUGGGCCAUGACCCAGACAUGUUGAAGAAAACCCAGGGAGUGGGCCCUAUUAGAAAGGUGGUACUAGUCAAAGAUGAUCAUGAGGGACUUGGAAUCUCCAUCACAGGUGGGAAGGAGCACGGCGUUCCCAUUCUAAUAUCAGAGAUCCAUCCAAGUCAGCCUGCAGACAGAUGUGGAGGUUUGCAUGUGGGAGAUGCCAUCCUCGCUGUCAACAGCAUCAAUUUGAGAGACGCCAAACACAAGGAGGCUGUUACCAUUCUGUCCCAGCAGCGAGGACAGAUAGAGUUUGAGGUGGUGUAUGUGGCUCCAGAAGUGGACAGCGAUGAUGAGAAUGUGGAGUAUGAAGAUGACAGCGGUCAUCGCUACCGACUCUACCUGGACGAACUGGAGGACAGCAGCACAGCGCCACCCAGGAACAGCUCGGCGUCACUGCAGGCUCUGGAAAAGAUGUCCCUGAGCAACGGAGGAGAGAACGGAGACACUGGGCUCUCCAGUGAGACGACUUCAGAGGAAACCCCUUCAAAGCCUCCUGAGACUGACUGCUCCCUGUAGAGGCUCAGCUCAGACACAAUCAGAGGGUUGAUGGAGAAAUCCCUCUUACAGAACUGAAUCAAAGAAUUCUAUGACAAGCCUAGGGACAAGGGAAAAUGAACAGAUGCUCUGUUUUCCCUUUUUCCUCUUGAUAUCCUGGGGUGGGGGGUCUGGGGUCUAACCUGGGCAUGUGGCAAUGAUCUGGGGUAAAAGUACACAUGAUGGAAGAGAUGUAAAAUAUGUUGAGGAGGUAUUGUUACAAACAAUGUGUGACCUUUUUUGGAUAUUUUAUUAAGGCAUAAUGCAGAUUGGUAGGAUAGCUGUAUUUGAGAAAGCUGCAGAAGGAAGUAGAUGUCGGCACAGUGACAUCAGGGAGGAAGAGGUUAUUGAUUGGAAUAUCCUCUUCCUCCCUUUGAAAAUGUUUGUCAAAGGCCCCUUUUGGUGAAACACUUGUAAAGUGUUUUACUUAUUCAUCUGGUCUUGACAACACUAUGACAAGACAAUGUUACCCUGCAGGGACCCUGGCACAAAACAAAAAUUAUCUAGGGAAGAAAAUGAAUGAGUGUAUAAAAAAAGAAAAGAAACAAUCUUAGAUGAAAGUGAUCGGUGUAGCUAAGCCAAUCACGCUUUUCACCAAUGUUCAAUCAUAUAAAACAUUUUGAAAUAAAUCAAAUAGAAAAUGCUCUAAAAUCUUGCCUGUGGUCCCAAUACACCUUUUUAACGUUUUUGAAAUGCAUUUAAACUCUAGUAGACAGUCUGUUGAAUGAUGUAUAUGGCUCUAAAUAUUGUAACAGCCACAUGAACAAACAUACUAAUAAUGAAAGCUAAGAGGAAUGAUGGGACAUUUCUUUUAAGACGUCCAGAGUUUAAGUGCUGAAUCAUUUUCUAUAGACAUCCAUAAAAUGUACAUGUGGACACCCAAUCAAUCAUACAGCAAUCUAUCAUAAUAUUGUUCUUUUUUUCUGUUAUUAAAUGAAGAAAUGUGUUCUAGAGGGCAAGGUGAUGUAGUUCUGUAGUUCUCGUUUCAUUUGACCCCAACGGUUCCUUUUUGUUGGCAGCGUGCUUCAUAAAGGUUUGACAAAUCCCAUUUCAGAGGCUCCUGAAAACCCCAUCAGGAACUGUUCUUAAUGCUAUGUGCUGUGGUUGUUGUCAGGACAGAAACCCCAUGGAGCGGCAUUAAGUACAACAAACUAUCAGAACUAUGCUAUAUGUCAAUUUUAGGCUGAUGUCAGCAAAAUUCUUUCCAUCCUCUAGAUCCUUUUGAUUAUACAUUUAAUUCAAUUAAAAUGUUUAAUUCUAAAUAACACUGAAAGUCCCUGAGGACUGUGUUAUUGACCUUUGAACCCUGUCCUAGUGUCCUAUCCUGUUUCUAUAGUGGUGGCUGUAGGAUAGAUGUGAACCUGUUCCCAUCACUAACACUGUCUGUUGGAUAUACAGCGGUGGGCACAAUAACACUUGUAUAAUAUAAUGUCAUUGAAUGCAAUCAUUCUUAAUGAGGUUUUUCUAAACCGUGUUGCUGUAUUCAGUAUUUCUUUAUUGUCACAUUACAUUAUAUUGUAUCACUGUAAUUUGUUAAACCUCAAAAAUAUAAUGCAGUGAAAUAUAAAAGAAACCCACACACUACACUUAACUCGUCUCUGCCAGGCCUGGACCAGCGUGCUGCUGGAUGCAAACAUAUUGAGUUGAAUCCGUUAUUGUCUCUUUCUCUGUCAUCACGGCUACCUGCCACUUCUUCCCAAAGGAACACAAGUGAGUGGAACCCUUAGUGAGGACGACUCUGUCACCUUACAGCUUUCAUGUGUCACUUUCUUUACUUGCUUUUUGUUAUUCUCUUUCCUUGGUGCUUAAACACAAACAAUGUGCAUCUUUAUAGGAAAUGUAUUCAAGUCAUGCGAUUUAUUGAGCUUUUAAAUAAAGUUUGGUUCCAGUUUG